CACCGCAGAGAUGGCGGCCACGCCGGCGGGGGAGCCGGGCGAAGCGAGCCCCGAGGAGUUCGUGUACAGCGAGGAGGACUUCGUGCUGCAGGCAGCCGGCUGGGGCGACCCGGGCUCCGCGCCCUCCCGGUUCGACCGGGCGCUGCUGGCGGGCUGGAGCGACCGUAUGGAGCGGGGACUGUUCCGGUACCGGCUGGGAGCGCUGCCCACCCGCGUCCUGCCCGGCGCCGUGCGCCUCGUGGCGCAGCUGAACGAGCAGCGCAGCGCGGAGCGCCGCCCGCCGCAGCCCGUCCGCAGCCUCCGCGACCCCUUCGACCCCGCCGCCUUCAACUUCACGCGGCUGCGCCCCGCCGAGCUGCUGUUCCGCCUGCGCCGCGCCGGCGGCCCGGAGCCGCUGCUGGUGGCGAUCAACGCCAGCCCGCUGGAGCGGGGACACGUGCUGCUGCUGCCCGAGCCGGCGCGGCGCCUGCCGCAGGCGCUGACGGCCCCGGCGCUGCGCGGGGCGCUGGAGGCGGCGCUGCUCAGCGCCCACCCCGGCUUCCGCGUGGGCUUCAACGGGCUGGGCGGCGGCGCCUCGGUGAACCACCUGCACCUGCACGGGCUCUACCUGGACCGCCCGCUGCCGCUGGAGGCGGCGCCGGCCGAGCCGCUGGGGCCGCGCCUGGCGCUGCUCCGCGCCGGACCGGCCCCCGCCUUCCUCUUCUUCGCCGCCGGCCCCGCGGCGCUGGAGCCGGUGUCGCGGGCCGUGUGCCGCGCGGCGGAGCACCUGGGCGCCGCCGGGCUGGCCUGCAACGUGCUGGCCACGCGGGGCGACCCGCCGGCGGGGCCCGGGGGCGGCCGCGGGCUGCGGGUGCUGCUGUGGGCGCGCCGGCCGCUCUUCGGCCCCAAGGCGGGCGAGCCCUUCGCCGUGGCGCUGUGCGAGCUGGCAGGGCUGCUGCCGCUGCCCGCCGAGCCGCUCUACCGGGACAUCACCGAGGAGCAGGCGCUGAGCGCCAUCCGCCAGCACCUGCUGCCCGAGCCCGAGCUGCUGCACCUGGGCGGGGAGCUGGCGCGGCUGCUGGAGCGGUGAUGGCA
This is a messenger RNA of Melospiza georgiana, 1074 nucleotides long. RefSeq names its product GDP-D-glucose phosphorylase 1 (gene GDPGP1). The transcript has a single exon. Gene Ontology annotation, biological process: glucose metabolic process. The record is from RefSeq and is a predicted model, not a curated record. Gene Ontology annotation, molecular function: GDP-D-glucose phosphorylase activity. Gene Ontology annotation, cellular component: cytoplasm. The coding region runs from base 11 to 1069 and encodes 352 amino acids. NCBI's taxonomy places the organism in Eukaryota, Metazoa, Chordata, Aves, Passeriformes, Passerellidae.